Epithele typhae is the source of this 348-nucleotide messenger RNA. RefSeq lists its product as uncharacterized. Bases 1 to 348 code for a protein of 115 amino acids. NCBI's taxonomy places the organism in Eukaryota, Fungi, Basidiomycota, Agaricomycetes, Polyporales, Epitheliaceae. The transcript is spliced from 4 exons. The record is from RefSeq and is a predicted model, not a curated record.
AUGCCUGGGGAACCAGUAAAACUCGUCACGGUCAAUACAGCACCGGAUCGGGCGAAACGCCUCAUAGGAAGGGUCGUCGAAGAUGUCAGAGACUCCUACACUAUCGUGUACGCUGCCAACGCCGAAAGAAUUGAGGACGUGAAACCAAUGCUGUUGAAGGAAAGGCCAGACGUCGUAUUCACAGCGUCCAUGUGGACCCUAGAGGAGUCGCAGAAAAUUGUACAGCUUGCCAAAGAAACAGUCCCGGGGAUUAAGACGUUCUGUCUCCCAUAUGGACUACAGGCUGAGAAAGGACCGGAUGCAGUAGUCGAGUAUAUCGAGGAGAAUCUCCCUGGUCUUCUUGGAUGA